Molecule: messenger RNA, 5069 nt
Organism: Amoebophrya sp. A120
Lineage: Eukaryota; Dinophyceae; Syndiniales; Amoebophryaceae
Source: the annotation of a GenBank genome assembly
CGACGCACACAAGUAGCACUAACUUCAUUUACACCAUACCAUUAACAGAAGAAUCCCCUUCACCAUUGUGCUAGAAGUAGCUCCUGCGGCUUGUAUCUGAUUCGAAGGAGGCGUUGUUUUCACGAAGUAUUCGUGUUGUCCCUGGCACUGUAAUAUCUUUCCUGCGUUCCAUGCGCUCUUGACGGUUGAGCCUUUCUCGCCAAGAUGACGGUCGAGUGCGAUCUCCCACCUGACAGCGAGGUUCCGGAAUACACGGGCCUCCCGUUGUUCGAGCCGGCCGACCUUCACCGCACCGAUUUUCGUCACAAGCACCUUCGCUACGAGAAGGAGAGUGAUCCGAAUAUACGGAAUUAUGAUCUUCUCAGCCUUCAGCCGCACCCGGACGGGCGGUGUGACGAAGCUGGGCAGAGUCUGCAGAAAAAUCACAACCGCAACAAUCGGAAUGCUGAGGUGAAGCGGGAUCGCUACAGUGUGCUGGACGAGACCAGGGACCGAAACAGCGCCGACAUUGUGGGUGCGAACCCGUAUUGGUGGUAUCGGGAGGAGCCGGACUACGGCGGUAUAGUGAAGAUUCCGCCCAAAAACGACACGAGCGACUGGCACAAGGAAUACCACCUGUUGGCGCCGACAGAAAAAAUCAACCAUGACCCUGCUCUUGCUUCAGCAUCAGCUCCGCGGCCGCCGGAACUUGCGCGGCUGCGCCCGAGGACGCCAGAAGCUGUCUCCUCAAACCCCACCGAGCAGUUGAAGCAGAGAUCCACGUCGCAAAGGUUGAAGUUCACGGACGUGACGCGCCGCCUGGAUGGCGCACCGGCGAAUAGCGGCCCCAACGCUGUUGCGCCGGAUGCCCGGAAGAAACAAACAGUGGACUUUUCGGCCGACUUUCGGAAUGGCUUUCAUAUCGGGGACCAGGAAAACCAAGCGAAGACAGACGCCGAAGUCUGGUUCAAGCACAAACCUCACGCCACUACCAUCGAUAAGUCCCGCCCACUGCGGAACUUGGACUUCAGCCAGGAGCACAGCGACUACUCGAUAUUCCACCAGUUCAAAGAUGGAGAAUCCGGCGGGCCCGGGGUAGUCGAAAAUCGGCUCGGGCGGCCACUAACAGUCGCAAAAUCGGCGCCGCUAAAGCAGCAGUACCGGCGUGACUACAAAGACGGCGGGUUUCAGGACCAUGAUGGCGGGAUAGCGCUGCAGCACACCGGGCAGGAAGCCGCGGCGGAGCAUCGGAACCGCAGGGGCGUGCAGCAGUUCGACGUGUCGGCGUACCCCGUGCGAAAAGCCAUGCCUACCGCCAGCUGCCGCGACGUGCGCGAGGGUGGCUUUUUGGACCACGGGCACCUGCAGGUCGGUAGUGAUGAGGCCGACUCGGCUGCCCGCGCAGGAGGUCGUGUGAGGCAUCAAAUCGGUGACCAGCCGGCGCGAGGAAAGCGCAAUAUCGACCGGGUGUUCGCAGAUAACGAGGCUCGGGCGGUCGAUUGCAUACAGCCCAGGGGUUUGCCACCGGCUUUUCUGUAUUACCCAGAAAGAAACAGUGAAUGCAGUGGUGCGGUAGAUUUUGAUCGUGGUUUCGCUCGUCAUCAGGACGUCCUCGUGGUCAACGUCGGACGAGAUGGUAAACAGGCAUUGCAGGAUGAGUAUUGUGACAAAGAAGCGUUGUCAAAAAGAUGCUGUUCCCGCUAUCCUUCAUCGAGCUUCUUGUUCGCUCCCGACGAGGGGGGCGCGGGCAUUAACACACCAGAGGAAAAGCGCACGGACCCGGAGGACCCGGAGCAAGCAGCCUACACACGCGCGGAGUUUCGGGAAUUCUACCCCGACGAGACCGACGCGCAGUUCAACACCUGGUACCAGUCGUUGCCAAUAGCCGUCGCCGGAGCGAGUUCUUCGCCAGCAACUGCAGGAGCGGCUGCGGAGGGAGAGCAGGAUGACGGCGCCUGGUAUCGACCGAGCACCGCAGAUGCAGUCCUCGAAGAAGGCAUGGAGGGAGCAGGGCCUCCAGCUGCCGCAGUCGGCGGCGCCGGCGCGCAACAAGACGAAAAGCGGUACGACCCCGGGGACCCAGAGGAGGGCGAGUACACCCGGGAACAGUUUCGGGAGUUUUACUCAGACGAAACCGAGGAAGAUUUCGAAGCGUUCUGGCAGGGCCUACCGGUAAAAGGUGGAGCAGUAGGUGCACAAUCAGGCCAGGAGGCCGUAUUAGCUCCAGCUGUAGUUGUGAAAAGAUACGAUCCGGAGGACCCAGAGCAGGUGGAAUAUUCAUUCGAGGAGUUCAAAGCGGCCUAUGGUGGCGAUACGGACGAAGCUGAGCUGCGAGCUUGGUUCGACACCCUACCGCAGCACGAGGGCGCGCUCUCGCCAGAGCCAGAAGUUGGCGGGGAUACUGCAGUGGUCGUUACAGAUCAGAGCGAGGAACUUCUAGGUGAACAGGUUGAUCAAACUGUGGGGCUGCAAACACGACUUACUUCGCGGACGAGGACUGCGGUCCGUUCGGAAUUUCGCUACGACGGCGUACUCGGAGGCGGCGUGGUAACGAAAAAAGAGCUGCGCGGCCUCUACGCUGCCUCGACAGACGAGGCUUUUGACACCUACUGGCUCUCCCUGGAACCUGUGGACUCGGUGCUUGGAUUGGAGUCCCGCACGGUCCGUAAGCGGACGCGAGGUCCGAGCGCGCCACUCUUUUCGAUUACGAAGGGCGCACCGCGGAGUGACGGCGAAGAAGUAGAUGCGGAAAUAAACUCGGAUGAGCAAAAUGCCACGGCGGUUCCAGAUUACAUAAAAGCCCUGGUGGUCGAGAAAGAUUCCGGUUCCACAGCCGCGACUUCCCUGGAAAAAACGAAAGACUCGGCAGGACCAGGAGAAAAUAACGGAACAGACACAGACGGCCACCAGGUCGCGCACCAGCUCAACACCGCGGGCGGAGGCCGUUUGGGCGCGAGUACGCCGUCGUCCCUACCGGGCAGACAAACCUACAUCGUCCUCGCCGCGGAGCGGAAUGAGACGCCGGGCCCCGGAACGUACGCGAACCCGGUGAAGCAGACCAAAACGCAGCCCUGCUACACCAUUCCGGUGACGCUGCACGACCGCGGCAUCAUCGACCGGGACCGCCGCCUCGCGCCAGGCCCCGGGACCUACUCCGUCGAGCGGUUUCGGAGUCGCAAGAUCGCGUUGCCUGCGGAGUUCGAUCCGCAGCGGGUGCAAACGCUCCAGCAGAAAAAGAUGGAGGCGUGGCACGCCUGUCCGGGGUGUGGCCGCAACUUUACCCAGUCGUCAUUGCCACGGCACCUGGACCGAUGCCAGUUUCUGGCGCGCGCAGCCGACCACACCGAUCUUAAGUCGCAGGUCGAUGCGGCGAUUCAGUCCGUCGCGAUCCACCCGGUCAGAGAUGGGCAAAAGUUCGACGCUUUUCAUCGCGAGGAACUGAAACAGCGACAGAGCCCUUCAGCUUUCUCGUCAAAUAUUUCCAACGCAGACCGGUUGGAAAGCCGAGCCACGAGGGGACAGGAUCUGCAGUCCUUCGCUGCCGGCGUGUCUCGACCGAUCACGACCAGCUUGCGCGCCGCCGCGCCCGCAGUCGAUCAUUUGCUCGCGCUCAGGUGCCAGUUUUGCGAUCGCGCUUUCCGGGAUGAGAACACGCGGCGGCUACACGAGAAAUGCGUGUGUGGGCUGCGGCCCGUACAUUGCAAAUACCUCCAGCGCGGGUGUCGCGAAAUAGUUCCCGCGUGCGAUCUAUCAAAAGUAAAAAUGUCUGGGUCUGGAUGAUUCCGGGAUAUGUCAUGCUAGUCCGGCAUGACUCUGAGCUCUGUAUUGCGUGGCCGCAAAGGGCUUCUCUUGCCUGUCAUGCAAAAACGCAGUGUCUCAUGCGGAGUACGCAACUCUGAACCACGGAAAAACUUGUCAUGCUCGGCAGUGCAUAUACAGUAUGCGCAUUUUUCCCUGACUUGCAUCACAAGUUUCCAGACCCAGACACUUUUGCAUUUGAUACGAUCUCGGCAUUCACGAGGGCCAGUGCGCCUCCCGAGACGCCGGGCUCCGCCGUCGGAGUAUGGCGUUCUCAAACGUUACAUUCUCAGCUGUUACAUGAAUUUGCAAUGCAAGAGUGGCAAAAGUACAGGAGGAAGAUUGCGCCUUUUGCAUUACAGAUUUGGGACUGAUUAUAGUGCUAUGUAGCGCGUCGAGAAGUUGUCAUGCAAGGCAGGCUGGGUCGUGUGAAUAGUGAUAGUGUUUUUGCAUGACAAAUCAUGUAACAGUUGAGAAUGUAACGUUUGAGAGCCCCAUACGGAGUGCCGCGUCCUUGCGGACCAGCACCGCAAGUUCCGCUGUGCUGGCGAGCAUGCCCAAAUUGCACGUCGGAGACACAGAGGACACGCCACGAAGUGACGGCGCGGUUGUGUAAGUGUAACCGACGUACUUCAAAAUGUUCGAAUGAGCGCAUUCUUCUUCACGACCAACGCAGCAGAUGAUCAGCGGGUUUUUUUUGAAACACCUCAGACGACAGCACAAACACUCAGUAGAUCGAGUAGUUUUUCUUGUGGUUGUGUCGUCUAAGUAAGAAGUAGUAGUUUCUUUUAUCCUAUGGAAGGAAUGAUGUAGAAAUCAGUCGAGUUUACACUGUCUCGGGUUUCUUUGUGGCGUCUGUAUCUGUACCCCAGAACAGACAACGCACAAGUGCACUACUAGUAGUCUUUACCCUAAUAUGCACCUAGACAUGAAAGAGCUUUUUGUAGCAGGUACCCCCUGCUACGUGUAGCUCUUGAUUCGAUUUUUUUAUUUUUUUUAAGAACGCAUAGUAUCAACUUUUUUGUCCGCACCGCGGCACUUGUGUGUCGCUUGCUUGUGAGCAACCAACAAUGCACCAGGAACGUCGAAGCUGCUUGCUUCUGGGUCGCAGACCUCAUGUUUCAGUUGGACUACGCUGUCGCAGCUUGAUGCGUUGUCGGUGUCGGUUUUGGUAUCGCCAAGUAUGUGCCACACUUUGAAUAGAGAUAGACAUAGACAGCAAUAAGGCGAAUAAACGCAUUGAUUGAAUGGAUCAGAGAUGAAACACAAACCCGCCAAACGCGGAGGACAUG